This is a messenger RNA of Dictyostelium discoideum AX4, 735 nucleotides long. RefSeq lists its product as hypothetical. The coding region runs from base 1 to 735 and encodes 244 amino acids. Lineage: Eukaryota; Evosea; Eumycetozoa; Dictyosteliales; Dictyosteliaceae. The transcript has 2 exons. The record is from RefSeq and is a predicted model, not a curated record.
AUGUCAUCAAGAAAAGUAAUAAAAUAUUCAUCAUGGAUAUUUUUAAAUAUAUCAUUUGUUAUAUGGUUAAUUUUUUUUUUAAUGAGAAUAUCAGGUAAACUAACUUCUUGGAGUUGGAUAAGAAUAUUUUCACCAUUAUAUGUAACAUUUAUUUUAUUAAUAUUCUUUGCAGGAUCAUCAGCAUUGAAAUCAUCAGAUAUUGGAUAUUUUAUUUGGUCAAUAUUAUCAACAUGUUCAUUAGGUAUAUUUGUAGUUUUAGUAUCGGUUAAAUUAAAUUCACCAUCAGAUACAGAUGUAAAUUUAUUUUAUGUUUUAAUACCAUUAUGGGUAUUCUUAGGAUUAGCAAUGUUAUUAAGAAACGACUCAAGAAAUGAUAAUGGAAAACAAAAGAAUUAUAGAACCAAAGGUUUUAAAAAGAAUUUUAGAAUCUUUUAUCCAAGUUUUAUAGUUUACUUUACAAUUUAUACGAUUUUAGAAUUAAUUUCUCAAACAACUUAUUUAUUAUCAUGGUCAAUUAAAUUCAUUCCUUUCUUUAUUUUCAUUGGUACAAAUAUUUUGGUUUUACUUACAAAAUUAAAUGAACCUGGUUUCGACAUGACUGUAACUGGUUUGGUUUGUGCUUUCUUAAUAUUACUAUACCUUUAUUUAAUUGGUAAAAUUGGUCAUAUUGCAAUUCCAUUCAUACCAAUUUAUAUUAUUGUACCAAUUGCUUUUAUUUUAGGUUUUUUCAUAUAA